Psammomys obesus (fat sand rat) is the source of this 2045-nucleotide messenger RNA. RefSeq names its product interleukin 1 receptor antagonist (gene Il1rn). Gene Ontology annotation, molecular function: interleukin-1 receptor antagonist activity; cytokine activity; interleukin-1 receptor binding. NCBI's taxonomy places the organism in Eukaryota, Metazoa, Chordata, Mammalia, Rodentia, Muridae. The record is from RefSeq and is a predicted model, not a curated record. The transcript has 4 exons. The coding region runs from base 145 to 681 and encodes 178 amino acids. Gene Ontology annotation, biological process: inflammatory response to antigenic stimulus; negative regulation of interleukin-1-mediated signaling pathway.
CUUUUUGGAAAUAUGAGGGUUUUUCCGCUUCUGACAGUGGGACGGAAUGAGAGCAGCGCAGGCUGGUGAAUCUUUCUUUAUAAGCAACCACCUUAAGCCUGAAAUGGCAGUCUCUAGUCUCUAUUGCCUUGCUGGAGCCUCAGAAUGGAAAUCUGCAGGGGACUGUGCAGUCACCUAAUCUCUCUCCUCCUCUUCCUUCUGUUUCAUUCAGAGGCAGCCUGCCGCCCUUCUGGGAGAAGACCCUGCAAGAUACAAGCCUUCCGAAUAUGGGAUAUUAAUCAGAAGACCUUCUAUCUGAGGAACAACCAACUCAUUGCUGGGUACUUACAAGGACCAAAUACUAAAUUAGAAGAAAAAAUAGACAUGGUGCCUAUUGACCUCCAUAGUGUGUAUUUGGGGAUCCACGGGGGGAAGCUGUGCCUGUCUUGUGUCAAGUCUGGAGAUGCUAUGAAGCUCCAGCUGGAGGAAAUUAGCAUCACUGAUCUGAGCAGGAACAAGGAACAAGACAAACGUUUCACCUUCAUCCGCUCAGAGAAAGGCACCACCACCAGCUUUGAGUCGGCUGCCUGUCCAGGCUGGUUCCUCUGCACAGCACUAGAGGCUGACCGGCCUGUAAGCCUCACCAACACACCUGAAGAACCCCUUACAGUCACAAAGUUCUACUUCCACGAAGACCAAUAGUACCACCUAGACCUGUCCUUCCCCACUCCCAGGCCAUCAACACUGCCACCAACUGCCUCCUCACUCUGGUCAUCAUUAUGGUCUGAAGAACAACUUUUGCAGAGUGUACAGCAGAAGGAGGAAAAGAACCCUGAUGACGGAUCUCUGCCCUCAGUCUGUUGGCUAACCCAAUCCCCAUGGCACUUCCAGAGUGAUCUUUCAAAUUGGAUCACGGCAGGCCCUUGUUCAAAACCUUUUCUUAUUGCCUCUGGAUCAAGUCUAGACCACUUGCUUGGCCUAGGUGCCUUCUGCUCCCCCAACUUUUUUUCAUCCAUUGUUCUACAUGUUCUCAGUCCAGACCAAUCAAAUCUCUUGGCUAUACCUCCCAAGUGGCUCCCUUGCCCUGCUUUAUAAACCUGUGCCAGACUAUGGAGAGGGUUUUUGUUCUACUCUCCUUGUUGUUCAUUUUGGUUUUAGUGCUUGAGGUGACACCCAUCAAAGCAUCACACGUGCUCUGCCACCCAGCUAUGCUUCCAUCCCACAGGGAAGCCUGUGAGGAUCUAGAAACCAGAAAUUAAGGAACUCAAAGUUAUUUUAUUAGGCCAGCCUUACUCCGUGUGGGGCAGAGUUCUUCCGAGAGGGGCUGAGAAUUAGAUGUUCCUGAAUUUGUGAAAUGAAUAAGCAUGGGAAAAUAGAUGAAAAUAAAAUUUCCUCUUUUCCUUCUUUAUAUGAUGCCCUAACUGAAAAAUUAAAAAUUCUUGGACUAUAUUAUCCCCAUAAUCCUCCCCCCCCUUUUUUUAUUUCAAUAGUCUUCAUCCUCCUGUCCAGCUGAAACACCAUCUGCACUCCAAACCUACAACCUCUGCCUGGAGAAGUUCCCCAAGUCACUGUGCAGAUGUGGCUCUCGGGUCCUUCUUACUGUGCAAAUGAACCCACUAAUUACUUCUUGACCAUUUUAGCACUUCUAACCUUGAGACUUGUGUUUCCUCUGCCAGAAUGUGAGCUCCAGAAAGCAGGGAGCGGCACAUGUGGUGCUUGUGUGUGAGUGUGAGUGUGUGUGAGUGUGAGUGUGAGUGUGUGUGUGUGUGUGUGUGUGUGUGUGUGAGUGUGAGUGUGUGUGUGUGUGUGUGAGUGUGUGUGUGUGUGUGUGUGUGUGAGUGUGUGUGAGUGUGAGUGUGUGUGUGUGUGUGAGUGUGUGUGUGUGUGUGUGUGUGUGUGUGAGUGUGUGUGUGUGUGUGUGUUGGGUCUCUCUCUCUACAGGGAGGAGAACCUGCUUUGUUUCUUAGCAGGUACUCAGUGAAUAUGCAUGUGAUGUGCUGGAUAGAAAGAUUCUUAUUCCUCCCUGUGACUUUAUCUCUAUUUUACAAUAAAACUCUGAAAAUGUC